UCCGUUACUAGUACAUGACAUUUGAUGAUAAUCCAAAAAAACCCCCAAAUUUUCUCUCCCCAAAAACCCUAGAAACACCUCUGCAAUCUCCGGCGAAUCUCCGAUGGCCAGAAAUCGUCCAAUUAGGGCACUAAACGUUGCAGAGAAGCCGUCAGUGGCAAAAGCUGUUUCCGGAAUUUUAUCAAGUAAUCAAGCGAGGGUGAGAGAAGGAAGGUCUAGGUACAACAAAAUCUUCGAGUUUGAUUAUACAAUUCGAGGUCAGCCAAUUCAUAUGCUUUUCACUUCCGUUACUGGUCAUUUAAUGGAGCUCGAGUUCGACGACCGGUAUCGAAAAUGGCAUUCUUGUGAUCCUGUUGAGCUCUAUCAAGCUCCUGUUCGCAAAGGUGUUCCUCAGGACAAGGUGGAUAUCAAGAGAACACUGCAGCAGGAAAUUAGGAGCUGCCAGUGGCUCAUACUGUGGCUUGAUUGUGAUAGGGAAGGAGAGAAUAUCGCAUUUGAGGUAAUUGAGGUUUGUGCAGAAGUCAACCCCAAUUUAAAUAUGUGGAGAGCUCGCUUCUCUGCGUUGAUCGACAGGGAAAUUCAUGAGGCAGUACAGAACCUUGAUCGUCCUAAUCAAUCGUUUGCUGAUGCUGUAGAUGCGAGGCAGGAGAUAGAUCUACGUAUUGGUGCUUCUUUCACUAGGUUCCAAACCAUGCUUCUUAAAGAUGCUUUCAACUUCAAUUUUGCUACUGAUGACAGAAGUCUUGUUUUAAGUUAUGGUCCAUGUCAGUUUCCAACACUUGGCUUUGUUGUGGAAAGGUAUUGGGAAAUACAAGCACAUGAACCUGAGGAGUUUUGGACUAUCAAUUGUUCUCACAACUCAGAGGAAGGAAUGGCUAAUUUCAGUUGGAUGCGUGGCCAUAUUUUCGACUAUACCUGUGCAGUUUCUAUUUACGAGAUGUGUGUUGAGGAGCCAAUUGCUACUGUCACAAUGGUUAGACAACAGGAAAAACUUAAGUAUCCUCCUUACCCUCUAAGUACAAUUGAGCUUGAAAAACGUGCGUCACGAUACUUCAGGAUGAGUUCAGAGCAAACCAUGAAGGUGGCUGAAGAGCUAUAUCAAUCUGGUUUCAUCAGUUAUCCUCGUACUGAGACUGACUCUUUCUCGGCUAGGACUGAUCUGCAUGCAAUUGUGCAAGAACAACAAGCACAUCCGGUGUGGGGCUCCUAUGCACAGCGGCUAUUAGACCCUGAAGCAGCACUUUGGAAAAAUCCAGGUAGUGGGGGCCAUGAUGACAAAGCUCAUCCACCCAUUCAUCCAACAAAGUUUUCUGCUGGAGAGUCUAGAUGGAGCCAAGACCACCAUAAAGUCUAUGAGCUGGUUGUUCGCCAUUUCCUGGCUUGUGUCUCCCAGCCAGCUGUGAGCGCUGAAACUACUGUAGAAAUUGAUAUUGCUGGUGAAUUGUUUUCUGCAUCAGGAAGAGUGAUACUUUCUAAAAAUUAUUUGGAUAUUUAUCGUUAUGAAAGCUGGGGAGGUUCUGUGAUUCCAACUUAUAUGUUUGGACAACAGUUUACGCCAACUACACUGACUUUAGAUUCGGGAGUGACCAGGCCACCGCCACUCUUAAGUGAAGCUGAUUUGCUCGGUUGCAUGGACAAAGCAGGAAUUGGUACUGACGCAACCAUGCAUGAUCACAUCAAGAAGCUGUUGGAUCGUUUCUAUGCUGUGAAAGACGCAAAUACUCGUUUUUCACCAACUAAUCUUGGUGAAGCAUUGGUUAUGGGAUAUGAUGACAUGGGAUACGAGCUCUGGAAACCUUAUCUCAGAUCCAAAAUGGAGGAUGAUAUGAAAGCUGUUAGUUUAGGCAUCAAGAGAAAAAUUGAAAUUCUGGCUUCUUGUUUGCAGGAAAUGAAAGCUUGUUUCUUAGAUACUAAGCAGAAUAAAGUCAAACUCUUUGAAGCCAUGGAAAUAUUUUUUGACAGAACGAAUAGGCCUGGUGUAGAGGAGCAGCAUGCAAUAGGUGAAGUUGUUCGUCGCUGUGGCCUUUGUCGACAGGCUGAUAUGGUUCUGAAACGCAAACCGGAUGGGAAAUUCAUGGUUGGGUGCUUGGGAUUUCCUCAGUGCAGAAAUGUUGUUUGGCUACCUGGAUCUAUAUCAGAAGCGGUUGUGACCUCUAAUACAUGCAACUCGUGCUCUCCAGGUCCAAUCUUCAUGAUUCAGUUCAAGUUUCGGCGCUUGGAAAUUCCUCCAAAUUACAGUGUGGACCACUUAGGUUGUGUUGGUGGAUGUGAUGAUACACUCAAACAGCUAACAGAGAUAUGUGGAACUGGUCCUCGCAAUCUUUCUGGGACAUCUGCUUCAGUGAGAGGACCAACUCCAACCACCUCUUUUGGCAGCAAUCCAGCAAGUAAUGUUCAGCGUGGUGUCUGCUUCCACUGUAGACAGGCAGGGCAUAAUUCAAAUAAUUGCCCUUCUCAGGUGUCAAUAUCUGGUCGUGCUGGGUCUCGAGCAACAAAUCACACAAAUGGGGGAUCGUCAGUAACAUGUAAUUCGUGUGGAGAACCCUGCGCAUUGCGGACAGCUAAUACUGAAAACAACAGGGGUAGAAAGUUCUAUUCCUGUCAAUCUCAGGAGUGCAGAUUCUUUGUAUGGGAGGAUAUGAUGAAUGAUGGUGCUCAAGGACAGAAUACUAAUGCAAGAGGCUCAAAUGCUACUUCUGGUAGACAAGGUGGUCGAGGCAGGGGGCGACGUGGUGGGAGGAGUCGUGGGAAUGAUACGACUUUUGUUUCAGCAACAGGUGAACCUGUAUCCGGAGGAAGAUGCUUUACCUGUGGUGAUCCAUCUCAUUUUGCAAAUAGUUGCCCAAACCGUGGCAUGUAGUUUUUGUGCUGUAUCGAAAUAAUCACUAGUUUUUUUCUUUUCUUUUGAUAGUAACUAUCACUGUAGUUUGAUCAUGAAUCUUGUAGCUUAUCUUGUAUAUUUAUGUAUAAAAUGUACAAAUUAAUGAACAAAAGAAAUAUAGUCUGAAAUUAUUUUAUGAA
This is a messenger RNA of Beta vulgaris subsp. vulgaris (sugar beet), 3021 nucleotides long. RefSeq names its product DNA topoisomerase 3-alpha. Gene Ontology annotation, biological process: DNA topological change. NCBI's taxonomy places the organism in Eukaryota, Viridiplantae, Streptophyta, Magnoliopsida, Caryophyllales, Amaranthaceae. Gene Ontology annotation, molecular function: zinc ion binding; DNA topoisomerase type I (single strand cut, ATP-independent) activity; DNA binding. The transcript is spliced from 24 exons. The record is from RefSeq and is a predicted model, not a curated record. Gene Ontology annotation, cellular component: chromosome; nucleus. Bases 104 to 2860 code for a protein of 918 amino acids.